Haemonchus placei is the source of this 495-nucleotide messenger RNA. The record is from the annotation of a GenBank genome assembly. Lineage: Eukaryota; Metazoa; Nematoda; Chromadorea; Rhabditida; Trichostrongylidae.
AUGGACGAUCGCGUAGAGGAUAACAUGGCUUUUAUUAUGAACGUGGGCGAAAGGAUGUCGGCUUUGAUGGCUUUAGGGAAGCCUCAAAAGGUCAGCAAUACUGUCCCAAUCGUGAGGUAUUACAGAAGUAUGAUAGAGGUGCAUCGUAUGGCACUAUCCUAUUUGAAAAACCAAGAUUUGGAGAGAGCGUUGGUAUUGCUGAUACGAUUCUGCAGUUUCACUAUUGAAGAACUGCCAAAACAUCACGAGUUCAAUACCUUUGCGGGUGAAGAAAAGAGGACUGUUUUUGCUCUGUUGAAACCGGCUCUUGACCGUGCAGAGAAUCUGAAAAAGCUAUUGAAAGCAAAGUUUGAAGUAGAAGCUGAAGAGGUCAGGAAUUACAAUGCUGCACGACAAGCUAAGUUGGAAGCGAGGAGAGCGCAAAGCGGUCAAGCUGCUGAGAGGCCGACGUCAAUCGCAGCAAGUGGGGAGGCAAAUGUCGUCAAUAUUGUGUAA